Rotaria sp. Silwood2 is the source of this 387-nucleotide messenger RNA. The record is from the annotation of a GenBank genome assembly. Lineage: Eukaryota; Metazoa; Rotifera; Eurotatoria; Philodinida; Philodinidae.
AUGGCCGAUAAUUUUGAUCUAUUGAAAAAUACAGCUAAUAGAGAUUCGACCACUUUAAAUACACAAGCUGGUAAAAAUAAAUCAAAUACCAAUGAUAAUCUAAAUCAUCCUACGUAUAAAAGUGUUUGGACGCGUCAAUCAUUAAGUGAUGUGAGCAGACCAAUGAGUUCACCCGACACACAACAAUCUCAAAUUUAUAUUAUUGAACAAAGAACAAAACCAUAUUGGGAAACUGGAGAAGAUUCUGUUGAAGAUUGGCAUCAAGAUCAAACGGAACGUCAUCAAGGCAAGUAUUUACAAAAAAAGCUUGCUAGUACAGUUCCGUUAGAGUUAAAAUUGAAAUUCACAUGUGUUGUUCUUUUAUCUCAUUAUACUAAUAUGAGAUAA